GCAGAGCCUUGCUGAGAGCCGCACUGCGGGAAUCGGCCUCCAGACAAACGUGCAGAAAAUGGUGUCUUCCUUUACAACCAGUGACAGGAAACAGACUUCCCCUUCUUCAUACUCCGUUUCCUUUAUUCCUUAAUUCCAUUUCCUCGGCCCGCCCACCCACUGUCCUCAGACAGCCGUUUCCCAGUGUGACCUCCUUUUCCAGCUGCACUAUCCGGCGGAGGCCCUUUUCCCAGCCCGGACCCUCCCGGACGGCCCUCGCAGCCCUCCCUCCGGGUCCCCGCCGCGCCUGCUCCAUUACAGCACGAUCCCCGCCACACAGGCCCGCCCCUCCCUCCGACAGCCAAUGGCGGCGCGACCCCGCCCCUCCCGCUGGGUCACGGGGCGCCAGCGCCCCGGGAGGCUGGGGGAGCUGAAUUCUGCGUCUUCCUUUAGGCUGCGGCGAGACAAUCCCCAGAGCCCCGCGGCCCGGCCUCGGGGCAGCCAUGGACUCGCAGGAAUUGAAGACUUUGAUUAAUUACUAUUGUCAAGAGAGAUAUUUCCAUCAUGUGUUACUGGUUGCCAGUGAAGGAAUUAAGAGGUAUGGAAGUGAUCCAGUCUUCAGGUUUUAUCAUGCCUAUGGCACAUUAAUGGAAGGUAAAACUCAAGAAGCUCUUCGAGAAUUUGAGGCUAUUAAAAAUAAACAAGAGGUGUCACUUUGUUCUCUACUUGCACUGAUAUAUGCCCAUAAAAUGAGUCCUAAUCCAGAUAGAGAAGCUAUUCUGGAAUCAGAUGCCAGAGUGAAGGAACAACGUAAAGGAGCUGGAGAGAAAGCCUUAUACCAUGCAGGCUUAUUUUUAUGGCACAUUGGUCGCCAUGAUAAAGCAAGGGAAUAUAUUGACAGAAUGAUCAAAAUAUCAGAUGGUAGUAAACAGGGACACGUUUUGAAAGCAUGGCUUGAUAUUACAAGAGGAAAAGAGCCUUACACUAAAAAAGCACUGAAGUAUUUUGAAGAGGGACUCCAAGAUGGGAAUGAUACUUUUGCUCUGCUGGGUAAGGCACAAUGCCUUGAGAUGCGCCAGAAUUAUUCAGGUGCCCUGGAGACUGUGAACCAGAUAAUCGUGAACUUUCCGAGCUUCCUUCCUGCUUUUGUUAAGAAAAUGAAAUUACAACUAGCCUUGCAGGAUUGGGACCAGACAGUUGAGACAGCACAAAGGUUGCUGCUCCAAGAUAGCCAAAAUGUGGAAGCACUGAGAAUGCAGGCACUCUACUAUGUGUGUAGAGAGGGGGAUAUAGAGAAGGCUUCCACCAAGCUGGAAAACUUGGGAAAUGCAUUGGAUGCCAUGGAACCACAGAAUGCUCAACUUUUCUAUAACAUUACACUCGCCUUCAGCAGAACUUGUGGACGUAGUCAACUUAUUCUUCAAAAAAUUCAAACGUUACUUGAGAGAGCUUUUAGUUUAAACCCUCAGCAAUCAGAAUUUGCUACAGAACUUGGAUACCAAAUGAUUUUACAAGGAAGAGUUAAAGAGGCACUGAAGUGGUAUAAGACCGCCAUGACACUUGAUGAGACUAGUGUGUCUGCCCUAGUUGGAUUUAUCCAAUGUCAGUUGAUAGAAGGGCAAUUACAGGAUGCAGAUCAGCAGCUAGAAUUUUUAAAUGAAAUCCAGCAGUCCAUUGGAAAAUCUGCGGAAUUAAUCUAUUUACAUGCAGUUCUUGCCAUGAAGAAAAAUAAACGACAAGAAGAAGUUAUUAAUUUGUUAAAUGAUGUCCUGGACACUCACUUUUCACAAUUAGAAGGUUUGCCUCUUGGCAUACAGUAUUUUGAAAAGCUAAAUCCUGAUUUCUUGUUAGAAAUUGUUAUGGAGUAUCUGAGCUUCUGUCCAAUGCAGCCUGCAAGUCCUGGGCAACCUCUUUGUCCACUUCUCAGGCGUUGCAUCUCAGUCCUGGAGACUGUAGUAAGAACUGUUCCAGGUCUUCUGCAAACAGUCUUCCUAAUAGCAAAAGUGAAAUAUUUGUCAGGUGAUAUUGAAGCAGCUUUCAAUAACCUUCAGCAUUGCUUAGAACACAAUCCCUCUUAUGCCGAUGCUCAUCUGCUGCUAGCUCAGGUUUACUUGUCUCAAGAAAAAGUCAAAUUGUGUUCUCAGUCUCUUGAACUUUGUCUGAGCUAUGAUUUUAAGGUGAGAGACUAUCCUUUAUAUCAUUUGAUAAAAGCUCAGUCACAAAAGAAAAUGGGAGAAAUAGCAGACGCAAUUAAAACACUGCAUAUGGCAAUGAGUUUACCAGGAAUGAAAAGAAUUGGAGCUUCCACAAAAUCAAAAGACAGAAAAACUGAAGUUGAUAGAAGCCAUCGUUUAUCGAUCUUUCUUGAAUUGAUAGAUGUUCACCGCUUAAAUGGAGAGCAGCAUGAGGCAACCAAAGUUUUACAAGAUGCCAUCCAUGAGUUUUCUGGAACAUCUGAAGAAGUGCGGGUUACCAUUGCUAAUGCAGACCUUGCUCUAGCCCAAGGAGAUACUGAGCGGGCUUUAAGCAUCCUUCAAAAUGUUACAGCCGAACAGCCUUAUUUUAUAGAGGCCAGAGAAAAAAUGGCAGAUAUUUAUCUGAAGCACAGAAAAGAUAAAAUGUUAUAUAUCACUUGUUUUAGAGAAAUUGCUGAAAGAAUGGCUAACCCUCGGUCUUUUCUUCUCCUUGGUGAUGCAUACAUGAAUAUUCUAGAGCCUGAAGAAGCCAUAGUAGCAUAUGAGCAAGCAUUAAAUCAGAACCCGAAAGAUGGAACAUUGGCAAGCAAAAUGGGCAAAGCACUUAUCAAAACUCAUAACUACUCAAUGGCAAUCACUUACUAUGAAGCUGCUCUGAAAACUGGACAAAAGAAUUAUCUUUGCUAUGACCUGGCUGAGCUCUUAUUAAAGUUGAAAUGGUAUGACAAAGCAGAAAAAGUUCUUCAACAUGCUCUGGCUCAUGAACCUGUAAAUGAACUGUCAGCUCUCAUGGAGGAUGGACGUUGUCAAGUUCUUCUAGCAAAAGUUUAUAGUAAAAUGGAAAGACUUGGUGAUGCGAUCACUGCAUUACAACAGGCUCGAGAAUUACAAGCUCGGGUACUAAAACGUGUUCAGAUGGAACAGCCAGAUGCAGUUCCUGCACAGAAACAUUUAGCAGCUGAAAUUUGUGCAGAGAUUGCAAAACAUUCUGUUGCUCAGCGAGACUAUGAAAAAGCAAUUAAGUUUUAUAGAGAGGCUCUGGUUCACUGCGAAACGGAUAGUAAGAUUAUGUUGGAACUGGCACGAUUAUACCUGGCACAAGAUGACCCUGAUUCCUGCCUGCGGCAGUGUGCUCUACUGCUUCAGAGUGACCAGGAUAAUGAAGCUGCUACCAUGAUGAUGGCUGAUCUCAUGUUCAGAAAACAAGACUAUGAACAAGCAGUGUUUCAUUUACAGCAGCUUUUAGAACGUAAGCCAGAUAAUUAUAUGACAUUAUCUCGUUUGAUUGAUCUCCUAAGAAGAUGUGGAAAACUCGAGGAUGUCCCAAGAUUUUUCUCAAUGGCUGAGAAACGUAACUCCAGAGCAAAAUUGGAACCAGGAUUUCAGUAUUGUAAAGGACUGUAUCUUUGGUACACUGGAGAACCAAAUGAUGCCCUUCGACAUUUUAAUAAAGCUCGGAAAGAUCGUGACUGGGGCCAAAAUGCCCUUUAUAAUAUGAUAGAAAUCUGUUUGAAUCCAGAUAAUGAAACUGUUGGAGGUGAAGUAUUUGAAAACCUGGAUGGAGACCUGGGUAAUUCAACUGAGAAGCAAGAAUCUGUGCAAUUGGCAGUAAGAACAGCAGAAAAACUUCUUAAGGAACUAAAACCUCAGACUGUUCAGGGUCACGUACAGCUUCGCAUAAUGGAAAACUAUUGCUUAAUGGCUACCAAACAGAAAUCUAAUGUUGAACUAGCAUUAAAUACCUUCACUGAAAUAGCAGCAUCUGAGAAAGAGCAUAUCCCAGCACUCUUGGGAAUGGCAACAGCUUAUAUGAUCUUGAAACAGACUCCACGAGCCAGAAACCAGCUGAAGCGUAUUGCGAAAAUGAAUUGGAAUGCUAUUGAUGCUGAAGAGUUUGAGAAGAGUUGGCUGCUACUUGCUGAUAUUUACAUUCAAUCAGCAAAAUAUGACAUGGCAGAAGAACUGUUAAAACGGUGCCUGCGUCAUAAUAGAUCUUGCUGCAAAGCUUAUGAAUAUAUGGGAUACAUUAUGGAAAAAGAGCAAGCAUAUACAGAUGCUGCCUUGAACUAUGAGAUGGCAUGGAAAUACAGCAAUCGGACAAAUCCGGCAGUAGGUGAGUUUGGCAAUCACCUAGAUUUUUCACAGAAAAAUUAUGUUUUAUUCAUUAAUUUUCAUUUAAAUGCAUUUGAUUUUUUUCAAAACAAAAUAAACAUUGAGUCAAUUUUCAUUGUCAACCUUUCUGAAAGGAGAAUAAAUUUUAUAUUCAUAAUAUAUUACUAGCUACUAAUAGUUCAGUUUCCUGAGUUCCAAACUUGUCCUCAGUCACUUAGUGUACAUCUAGUCUAAUUCUGCCCCCUUCUCUUCCUUCUAAAAGAAGGUGCUAUUUUAAAAUUGGGAAUGCCAUGGAAAAAGAUGUUUCCAUUGCCAAGUAAGUUAGGAAAAUAUUGCAUUAAAUUGAAUUACACAGGUUUCUUUACUUCUCAAAGCCUUUAAACACUAACGUAUAUUGCGAUGGAUAUCACAGAGGGGCCAUGUUUCCCACAAUUAUUUGACCAUGGGACAUUUUUUUUUUUCUCCUGAGCAUCUAGAAACAUCAUCCAGUCCCAGUGUUUUGCAGGCUGUUAGUUUGGGUAAUGCUAGUCUACAGUGUCCCUAACAGAGGUGGCAUCAGAAUAUAUGUCAUGACCAACCUCUCUCCUCAUACGAGGGAGCUCAUCCUCAUGUUUGUUUACUCUUUCUUUGUAUUGGGUUGAAAUAUGCCUCCUUGAAACUGCCCAAGUUUUCCGGAGCAACUUACAGAAUGCCUCCCUCUUACACAUCAUGACCCUUUAAAUUGCAAUCUUCAGUCCUGUGUCCUAGGACUUCUCUUCAAGCCAUCUGCAGUUACUUGUCCAUUCUUCCUAAGAUUGGAUUCCGAGUCUCUCAUCUUCCUUGUUGCUGUCUCCUGGAAGCUCUAAAAUAGUGUUUCCCAAACUGUGCUUUGGAACAGUUGGGGAGAUUUUAAUAAUUAUUUUUUUUUUUAAUUAAAAAGAAUGGAGUGUGAAGGUGGUAGAUGCCAUGGCCAUGUAAGUUUGGAAAGUGAUGUUUUAUUUUUGCAUGUCCCUCUGACCUGUUGUGCCAUAAAUGAACAACCUCUCAAAUAUGAUUUGGCUGCUUAUAAGUAUAAUUAAGCUAUUUUUUUCUUUUGAUUAGGCAAUUUGUAGUUGUUAAUUCAGCCUAAGAUGGCAUCAGUCUUUUCAGCAGCCAUGUCACCGUGUGAAUUCGAUUUUGAUUUGCAGUCAAAUGAGUCACCCUCAUACUAACUGCUGUUAGCUCGGGUCUUCCCUCAUCUUUUAGUUUCCUGGAGUCUGUUCUCAUACUAUACUAGACUUGUGCAAAGCACAAGAACUAAUGAUUUUUAUAGUAUUUUUUAUUCUAAGGUGUGAUAUAUCUUUCAGAAUAAAGUCAUCUGGUAAAAUGAAAAGUCCUUAAAUAUCCUUAAAAUAUUAAUUUUGACACUUUAUUCCACAGAAGGAAUGCACAUAGAAGUUAAAUUAUUUAUAUAUUCCAUUCCUUGGAAGACCUCAGCAAAUAAAAGAGAUUCCAAAUGACUAGUUCUUUCAUUGUGUCAUCAUUGUAUUUUAUAGAUUAUUUUAUCAGUUCCUCCAGCUUUGCUUUGGUAAUCAUUUCUUUCUAAGGCUCUCCAUUAAUUCCUCAAUUUCAUCCUUAAGAUUGUCAUUGCAUCUAACACCCUCAACGUGCCUGGCCAAAUAAACAAUGUAUUUCACUUUUUCAGUUGUCAGAAAACCCUUAAAAUCAUGCUCAUGGCCAGGCUCGGUGGCUCAUGCCUGUAAUCCCAACACUUUGGGAGGCCGAGGUGGGCAAAUCACCUGAGGUCAGGAGUUCGAGACUAGCCUGGCCAACUUGGUGAAACUCCAUCUCUACUAAAAAUACAAAAAUUAGCCGGGCAUGGUGGCGGGCGCCUGUAAUCCCAGCAACUCAGGAGACUGAGGCAGGAGAAUUGCUUGAACCCGAGAGGUGGAGGUUGCAGUGAGCUGAGAUCGCACCACUGCACUGCAGCCUGGUUGACAGAGUGAGACUCUGUCUCAAAAAAAAAAAAAAAAAAAUCAUGCUCAUGCUCUUUCCAUAGAAUUCAGGGUUGAAUAUUGUCACUAUAAGAGGCACCAGGAUGAAUGAUGAAUGGAUAAUUUGCUUGACUGCAGUAAUCAUUUAUAAAUAAAUAUAUAUAUACACACACACAUAUAUCUACACACCCACAUCAUUUUGUAUAUCUUAAAUAUACACGAGGAAAAAAAGAAACACACUAGGAACAACUGAGAUCCAAUGAGAGAAGAAACUAUUCAUGUUUCCCCCUUCAUACCUAUUCUCAGGUUAUAGGACAGUCAUUAGACUGUGUACAAUGUUUGCAUUCUCUCGCUGUCUCUCCUGAUUGCAUAUAGUUGAGUUCUAAUAAGUUUGGCAGGUGUAGUGCAGCUGCAGUGCACAUUUUCUUUCCCCUUUUUAGGUCUUUAUUUCCUCUGAAAUUUUUGUACCAGGUCAUGCAUCGUUUCUUCCAGUGUUAAAAUUCUGUGAUUAUAAUAUAGUGAAUGUUUACAUUAAAAAAUGCUAAUAUUUUGUGGUAUUCUAAGGUUUUAAAAACCAUUUCACAAGUAUUUUAUAUGAUUUUUAAAAUUAUACUAAGAGUUAGAGGGAGGAGUUGUUAUUCCUGUUUUAGCGAUGAGGAAACCUGAAAAUGACAGUUCAAGCCACUUGCAUAAGAUCCCAAAGCUAGUCAAGAAGCAACAAACCAAAACUGAAAUCUUGACUAGUUCCCAUGUAAGUAUGUUUGGCAUGACAUCUUAAAAAUUGCUUUACUUUUUGAAUGUCACAAACCCUUUUAGUUCAUUUUAGAAUUUGUUAGUAAUGACAUUAAGUUUACCUCUCUGAAACUUCUUAUUUAUGUCUAAAAUCUGAGAUGUGAGAUUCUGCCAUAGGCCCUGCCCACGUGUGCCUGUGUGCAUGUGUGUGUGUGUAGAGAUAUAUAUAUACACACAUAUAUAGACAUACAUAUAUAUACACACACAUAUAUAAACAUACACAUAUAUAUGCAGUCAUGUGUCGCUUAACAAUGGAAAUCUUCUGAGAUAUGCAUCAUUAGACAAUUUCAUCAUUGUGUGAACAUCUUAGAGUAUACUUACACAAACCUAGGUGGUAGAUCCUACUACACACCUGGGCUAUCUGAUAUAGCCUAUUGCUCCUAGGCUGCAUACCUGUACAGCAUGUUACUGUCAUGAAUGCUAUAAGCAAUGUGUGUAUGUAAACAUAGAAAAGGUACAGCAAAAAUACAGUAUUAAAAUCUUUGGGACCACCAUCAUGUAUAUGGUCUGUUGUUAAUGAAACAUCAUCAUGCAGUGCCUGACUAUAUAUAAAAUAGUGUGAAUUUUAGAUCAUUUCUAUUUCUUUCUUUUUACUACCAUCUGAUAGUGUUAGCCAGUAAUUCUUUUCAAACAUUUAAAAUUUUAAACAUUUGUUUUAGUACUUUUAUUAGAACCGAAGAGCACUAUUCACAUUUCUUAUUUCAUAUUUUUAAGAGGUAGAGUGCGAUAUUUUUUAUUACACAUUAUUUUACAUUGCAUUAUAUCUUGUUUACUGAGUGCACAGCUGCUGUUACUUUUCUUGUCUUCUUAGUUUUCUCAUUUUUAUAGCAUGUUACAGGAGAACAACAUCCAUUAAGAGGAAUGUGUUAAAUAUUCUUCUAAUUGUUGAUAAUAGAAGUGUGGCAUUUCACUAUCAGUAAUUGUGAUAAUUCUUACCAGUCAUUGAUGACUAAUCUGCCUUCCUCUGUGUCGCUCUCCUAUGUGCUCUGUCUUCUCGCCAUACUCCAAGUUCAUUAACUCCCUGUGUGUCCUGCCACUGGCCUUAAUCCAUGCAGUUUCCUCUGUCUGAGAGUGUCCUUGAUUCCCACCCUAGCCUAGUUGAUGCCUCAUUUUUCAGAUUUCAGACAUCUCUUGAUACCCUUCAGGUUCUUUAUGGUAACUCACUUGGCCUGGAUCUUUCUUUCAUAACAUUUAUCUCAGUUUUGAAAUUAUUUACUCAUGCAAUUAUUUUAAAAUGUACUUUUUCUCCUAAUAGAAUGCAAACCUCAUAACUGUAGGCAUCAGUUUGCCUGUAAGUGCUAAAUAAAUCUGUACUGUAUAAAUGAACGGCUGUGUUGUCAUUUACUGCCCUAUGAUGAGUUUUUACUAUAACCUGAAAUAAAUGAGACUUUUCUAGUAAGUUAUAGAAACCACACUUGUGGGAUGGCAGCUUUCUAACCGAUCAAUGUAUUCACUGUGGUCCUUUUUUUCAACUCCACUUUCUUUUCUUCUUACACUUCUUUUGUGUCACUCUGCCUUCUGUUAUCACACAACUUCUCUGUAUAGUGUAGUUUGGUUGUUCAUUCACCGGCCUCCCUUACAAUUCUCUAGUGAGUAAGCAAAGAAAGGAGGAGGCAAGGAAAAGUAAUAGUAGCAGUGUACUCCAUCAUUCUGUUUUA
This is a messenger RNA of Gorilla gorilla gorilla (western lowland gorilla), 8688 nucleotides long. It is a transcript of the gene TTC21B, whose product is annotated as tetratricopeptide repeat domain 21B. The coding region runs from base 483 to 4454 and encodes 1323 amino acids. The record is from RefSeq and is a predicted model, not a curated record. Lineage: Eukaryota; Metazoa; Chordata; Mammalia; Primates; Hominidae. Gene Ontology annotation, biological process: protein localization to cilium; intraciliary retrograde transport. Gene Ontology annotation, molecular function: protein binding. Gene Ontology annotation, cellular component: intraciliary transport particle A. The transcript has 27 exons.